This is a messenger RNA of Metopolophium dirhodum (rose-grain aphid), 1450 nucleotides long. Its product is annotated as glyoxylate reductase/hydroxypyruvate reductase-like. Gene Ontology annotation, molecular function: hydroxypyruvate reductase [NAD(P)H] activity; hydroxypyruvate reductase (NADH) activity; NAD binding. Bases 312 to 1304 code for a protein of 330 amino acids. NCBI's taxonomy places the organism in Eukaryota, Metazoa, Arthropoda, Insecta, Hemiptera, Aphididae. The transcript has 8 exons. Gene Ontology annotation, cellular component: cytosol. The record is from RefSeq and is a predicted model, not a curated record.
AUCACUGCGCGUUAGUCAGUUCAUUACGGCAACACCUUACAACCUUUGCCUAUAUUGCGGUUAUUCAACAAUCAACAAAUUAGCUUAGUAACUUCUACUUAAAAAUACCCAUCCAUCUAUUGGACUUUUUCAAACGUUUAUACUCGUGAGUGACAACGUUUCUUCCAGAUAUUUGAUUAUUACGAUAAUAGACAAGAGUAGAAGAGCGGUAAUGUAUAUAAUAUGUACCUAUAAAUAUGAAUAUUUUGGAAAUGUGAAAUUUAUUGCCUAGUGUAAAGCACUACGUAGAAUUUAGGUCAUCAGUCAUCACCAUGCUUACUACAAUGUCAAGACCCAAAGUGUUAGUUGUAAUGAAACUCGUUCCAGAGAUCGCAAUUGAUUUACUUCGUAAAAGAUUUGAUGUCGAAGUAUGUGAUUUUAGACCAGUCACUCGGGCAGAAAUUAUGAAAAAAGUACCUGGAAAAUUCGCAAUAUUUUGUAGUGCAUUUAACAAAAUUGACGAAGAAUUAAUUAAAACUGCAGGCCCCAGUCUAAAGGUUGUUGGAACCAUAUCUGUGGGAUAUGAUCACGUCGACUUGACUGCAAUGAAAAAAUAUGGCGUACGUUUGGGAAACACGCCACAUGUCUUAACCGAAGCAGUAGCAGAAACAACAGUUGGAUUGUUGAUAGCGACAACGAGACGGUUUUUCGAAGCAAAUCAUGCAUUGAAAACAGGUGGAUGGAAAGAUGUGACUUCGGUUGUUUGGUUGAAUUGGAUGUGUGGUAGAGGUAUUAGAAACUCUGUUGUUGGUAUUGUUGGAUGUGGCAACAUUGGUACAUCAAUUGCAAGGAAGCUGAAGACAUUUUCCAUUUCUCAAUUGCUGUACACCAGUAGAACUGAAAAACCUGCUGUCAAAGCUCUCGGUGGAAAAUUGGUUACAAUCGAUGAGCUUGUCGAACAAAGUGACUUCAUAAUCCUUUCCAUUGCACUGAAUGAGGACACAAAGUUUAUCAUUAACAGAGAACGCAUUGCCAAAAUGAAGUCACACGCCGUAUUGGUGAAUAUUGGUCGUGGAGGACUUAUUGACCAAGAUGCACUCAUCGAAGCAUUACAAGAAAAUAGAAUUGGAGGUGCUGGCCUAGACGUUAUGACACCAGAACCAUUACCACUUGAUAGCCCUUUGAUGAAGAUGGACAAUGUUGUGUUGUUGCCACACAUUGGGAGUGCUUCCAUUGAAACAAGAACAGAGAUGGCUAUUCUCACUGCCAAAAAUAUAAUUGCUGUUUUAGAUAAUACCGCAAUGCCAAAUGAAGUUCAGUAUUAGCUUAAUUAUUAUACGCUAGAGGCUAGAUAAAAUUGUAUUAAAAAUAAUCUAAUUUGUGAAUGUUACAAAGUAUAAAAUUAUAAUACUUGUUAAUGCAUUUAUUGAUUUAAAAUUGUCGAGUAUAGUAUUUUCUUUAAUAUUUCAAA